Perca flavescens (yellow perch) is the source of this 1705-nucleotide messenger RNA. It is a transcript of the gene rtn3, whose product is annotated as reticulon 3. Bases 227 to 937 code for a protein of 236 amino acids. The transcript has 8 exons. Gene Ontology annotation, biological process: neuron differentiation; endoplasmic reticulum tubular network formation; brain development. Gene Ontology annotation, cellular component: neuron projection; postsynaptic density; endoplasmic reticulum membrane. NCBI's taxonomy places the organism in Eukaryota, Metazoa, Chordata, Actinopteri, Perciformes, Percidae. The record is from RefSeq and is a predicted model, not a curated record.
CCUGACAUGUUUUUCCCCUCCUCCAUAGUCCGCCUUGUUUCCCUCCGUCUCGCUUAUCUGUCAGUGCUCGGACGUUGCGUGAAGGUGCGGAACCGAGUCCCGCUUUUGAGGAAAUUUGAGAAAAGUCAGACGAAAUAUACGUCUUCAAAGGACAGCAAACGACCAUUUAAAUUGAGACGACAGACAUUUUACCGCAUUUGUGCAGUUGCUUUGAAACUACAGUAAAAUGGAUCCAAUGACUCAGUCCGCCCAGAUAUCCUCGUCGCAAGGGCUUGCCGAUGGACAAAAUUCUGCUGCCAAAGAAUCAAAGCUAUCCGAUUCCUUUCUUUCCUCUUCGCCUGUAUCUCUCAUUCAGUCUCCUCAAGUUAAGGAUCUGAUCCAUUGGCGAGACCCCAAGAAGUCGGGCUUGGUGUUUGGGCUGUCCAUGCUGCUGCUGCUGUCGCUGGCAGCCUUCAGCGUCAUCAGCGUGGCCUCCUACCUGCUGCUGGCCCUGCUCUGCGUCACCAUCACCUUCCGCAUCUACAAGUCUGUCGUCCAGGCAGUGCAGAAAUCCGGCGAUGGACACCCCUUCAAAACACUGAUAGAUAAGGAUGUCAGCGUACCCCCAGAGACCUUCCGCAAGCACGUGGACGCCAGUCUGACCUACAUCAACCGAGCCCUGAAGCAGAUGAGCCGCCUCUUCCUGGUCGAGGACCUUGUGGACUCCCUUAAGCUGGCUGUGGUCAUGUGGCUGUUCACCUACGUAGGAGCCGUCUUCAAUGGCAUCACCAUUCUCAUCCUGGCUGACAUCCUCCUCUUCGCUGUGCCUCCCGUCUACGAGAAGUACAAGACCCAGAUUGAUCAGUACAUGGACCUGAUUCGUACUCAAGUCAACACCACAAUGGCCAAGUUGCAAGAGAAACUUCCCGGAGCUGUGAAGCGCAGCAAAACUGAAUGAUCAACCCCCCCCCCAAAUUAGAAACCUCCAUGUCACCAUCAUCCUCAUCUCCAUCGCCAUCUUAGACCCCCUCACCUUCUGUUCCCCCUCUCCAGAUAACCCCUGCCCCUAGUCUAACUCCUCCUCCCUACUCCAUCAACCAUCAGCCCCCCCUACUACACUGAACCUUGCUAGGUAGAAAAUCUCUGAGCUACUCAAUAUUCAAUGUAAAACUACUGCGCAGCUUAACUUGCAAGCAUUAAAAAGAACCGUGCCUGUGCAGACAGGAAGCAGGUCGCUAGCGAGGAAGUGAUGUAGCGCCGCGGCGGGCCCUGGGCGUACCACAGGGGAAUGGAGGCAGGGUCGAGUGAACUAGACUGAAUCUAUGACCUGGUUUUGUCAUGUACAGCGAGCAGUGGGUGGAUGAUGGCUGUCUAUGUCACAAAAAAGCAAAUGUCUGUACUUUAAACCACACAUUUCCCUGAUGGUAAAUGGAUCAUUUAAGCUGGAAAAGUUAAGGAAAAAAAAAAGAACAAAAAAAUAGAAUAAAACUAAACUUUUGGGUGUUAUUGUGGCUAGUCUUAUCCUGCUCUUGUGCUCUACAGUUAUGUGGAUAGAUAUGAGUUGAUUUUAGAGGCUAGUAAUGGGUUUGCUGUUACUGAUUGGCCUGUUAUUGAGUUAGUUUCCAUUCACCUUACAGGCACUUCUGUAUCUAAGUUUCUGCAAUGCACUGAACUUUUAUUUUAUUAAACCAAUGAGCAGGUUGAAAUAAAAGGAUUGGAACACUGA